AUGUUUUGUCAGGCAGUUCGUGAACAAGUUUAUGGUUCUCGUUAUCAAUGGAUUAUUCUUGGUUAUCCAUCAUUAUCAACUUGGUGGAAUGAACCAACUGAUUGUUCAAUCCAAGAAAUAAUUCGUGUAAUUAAUGGUACAUUAAAAACACGUCUACCACGUUUAUCUAUUGAUGAUAAUGAAAAUCAAUCAGAAUAUAUCACGGAAUAUAUAAAACAAUUUUCUAAAUUAGAAAAAGAUUAUUUUGAUGCUUAUGUAUAUGAUACAAUAUGGAGUUUAGCAUAUCUUUAUCAAUCACAUUUAUUAAGUAAUCAAUCGAUUACUGGAAUAUUUAAAAAUGUUCUUGAAAAUAUUGAUUUUAUUGAUGCUACUGGAAGAGUCAGGUAUUUAAAUGGUGGACGAAUAGGUCAAGGACUUGUUGAACAAUUUAUUCAUAAGAAAAAUAUUUAA
Rotaria sordida is the source of this 450-nucleotide messenger RNA. NCBI's taxonomy places the organism in Eukaryota, Metazoa, Rotifera, Eurotatoria, Philodinida, Philodinidae. The record is from the annotation of a GenBank genome assembly.